This is a messenger RNA of Chionomys nivalis (European snow vole), 1152 nucleotides long. Its product is annotated as proline-rich protein 23A3-like. The transcript is spliced from 4 exons. Bases 1 to 1152 code for a protein of 383 amino acids. The record is from RefSeq and is a predicted model, not a curated record. NCBI's taxonomy places the organism in Eukaryota, Metazoa, Chordata, Mammalia, Rodentia, Cricetidae.
AUGGAAGGAAAGAGGAAACCAUCUUUGCUCCUUGGGUCAGCCACCGACCUGAAAAAGCACCUUCUAUCAGCAACCCGAGUGGCCACCCUGCGUGGAGAAACAGAUCAGUGCCUAGCUCAGCUGUUAUCAGAGAAGCUUCUUCCUGCAGCAGAUGAGAAUGAAGAACUCGUCAGUGUGCAGAGAAGUGGCUUCUCUGGGUCUCUGAUCAUUAGUUACAAAGUCAAGCUGGACACAGAAAUCCUCUUCGGUGACAGUGUGGGAGACUUUGUGACCGUGACCUUGAGCGUGAAAAGGGGAAAGGAAGUCGCUCCGCCAGCACCAGCGCCACUGUCCUCGCUGCACCCCGCGCCUCAACAGCCCCACAGAGCCGUCCACAUCCUGAACAUGCAGCCUAGCAGCUCUGACACGGACCCCGCGCCCAGCUGGACACCACAGCCACAGGGACCCAGCCCUGCCAAGCGCCACUGCCUCCACGAUUCUCAGGCGCCAUUCCACCCUGAGGAGCCCGCUGGGGCCACGAGCUAUGCAUCGACCUCCAUGGUGUUCCUGGCCGCUGACUGCGUCCUACAGCUGCAGCUGGAUGGCGUCGAACUGUUGCUGGAGCCGGAUGCCAACUCCGUCCUGGAAGUGGAGCUCCCCGAAAACACCAUCAUCCUGGUGCCCGAGGGCCUCCAGGCUCCAGACCAUCUUGGACAGCCUGGGUUCUUGUCCGCCACCCCGCAGGGGGGCGCUGUCUUGGAAAUGCCAGCGGAUGACCUUCUAGUCCUCCAGCCGGGAUCCUCCUGUCAGUUCAUUCUAGAAAGUUCCUACCAAGAGGAAUCCUAUGAUGAGGAUGAGGACUCUGGCUCCCUGUCACCAUGCAUGGAUCCUCCAGCUGGUCAGGCAAGUGAGCACUUUUCCUCCACCAUCAGGAUGCCCAGUCCUUGGCCUCAGGGCCACAUCCCAGAACCAUAUCCUUCAGGGUCUUCCCCUAAUGCAGAGCCAUAUUCUCCAAGGUCUGUCUGGGACCAGGACAGCUACCUGCUGGGACCCUUCCCCAGCUCACCCCUGCAGCCUCUGCCUCCAUCUCCUCCUCCAAGUCCCCAAGAGCAGCGUCCUCCGUCCUCUCCUCGGUCCCCAUGCAAGGCCAGGAAGAGACUGUUCUGUGAAUGA